GGUCCUUUAGCCAAGAUGCCCAAGGAAACCCAGACCCAAGACCAGCCGCUGGAGGAGGAGGAGGUGGAGAUGUUCGCCUUCCAGGUGGAACUUGCCCAGUUGAUGUCGCUGAUCAUCAACACAUUCUACUCGAAUAAAGAGAUCUUGUUGAGGGAGCUUAUUUCAAAUUCGUCCAAUGCUCUGGACAAGAUCAGGUAUGAGACCUUGACAGAUCCUAGUAAACUAGAUUCUGAGAAAAAGCUGCAUGUUAACCUCAUUCCGAACAAGCAAGAUCAAACACUCACUAUUGUGGACACCGGGAUUGGAAUGACCAAGGCCGAUUUGAUCAACAAUCUUGGUACCAUUGCCAAGUCUGGGACCAAGGCAUUCAUGGAGGCUUUGCAGGCUGGUGCAGAUAUUUCUAUGAUUGGCCAGUUUGAUGUCGGGUUUUAUUUGGCCUAUUUGGUGGCCGAGAAAGUGACUGUUAUCACCGAACAUAACGAUGAGCAGUAUGCCUGGGAGUCUUCUGCAGGAGGAUCCUUCACAGUUAGGACUGAUACAGGAGAAACUAUGGGUCUUGGAACAAAAGUUAUUCUGCAUCUUAAAGAAGACCAAACUGAGUACUUAGAGGAAAGGAGAAUAAAAGAGAUUGUGAAGAAGCACUCUCAGUUUAUUGGCUAUCCCAUCACUCUUUUUGUGGAGAAGGAACGUGAUAAAGAAGUCUGUGAUGAUGAGGCAGAACAAAAGGAAGACAAAGAAGAAGAAAAGGAAAAAGAAGAAAAGGAGUCUGAGGACAAACGUGAGAUAGAAGACGUUGGCUCUGAUGAAGAAGAAGAAGAAAAGAAGGAUGGUGACAAGAAGAAGAGGAAGAUCAAGGAGAAAUACAUUGAUCAAGAAGAACCAAAUAGAACAAAGCCUAUUUGGACCAGAAAUCCUGAGGACAUUAGUAAUGAAGAGUACGGAGAGUUCUACAAGAGCUUGACCAACGACUGGGAAGAUGAGUUGGCAGUGAAGCAUUUUUCAGUUGAAGGACAGUUGGAAUUCAGAGCUCUUCUUUUUGUCCCAAGAUGUGCUCCCUUUGAUCUGUUCGAAAACAGAAAGAAGAAGAACAACAUUAAGUUGUAUGUUCGCAGAGUUUGCAUCAUGGAUAACUGUGAGGCGCUAAUCCCUGAGUAUCUGAACUUCAUUAGGGGUGUGGUGGACUCUGAGGACCUCCCUUUAAACAUUUCCCGUGAGAUGUUGCAACAAAGCAAAAUUUUGAAAGUUAUUAGGAAGAAUUUGGUCAAAAAAUGCUUAGAGCUCUUCACUGAACUGGCAGAAGAUAAAGAGAACUAUAAGAAGUUUUAUGAGCAGUUCUCUAAAAACAUUAAGCUUGGAAUACAUGAAGCUUCUCAAAAUCGAAAGAAACUUUCAGAGCUGUUGAGGUACUACACUUCUGCUUCGGGUGAUGAGAUGGUUUCUCUCAAGGACUAUUGCACAACAAUGAAGGAAAACCAGAAACACAUCUAUUACACCACAGGUGAGACUAAGGACCAGGUCGCUAACUCUGCCUUUGUGGAAUGUCUUCGGAAGCACAGCUUAGAAGUGACCUACAUGAUCGAGCCCAUCGAUGAGUAUUGUAUUCAACAGCUGAAGGAGUCUGAGGGGAAGACCUUGGUGUCAGUCACCAAAGAGGGCCUGGAACUUCCAGAGGACAAAGAAGAGGAAAAGAAACAGGAAGAAAAAAAGACAAAGUUUGAAAACCUCUGCAAAAUCAGGAAGGACAUCUUGGAGAAGAAAGUUGAAAAGGUGGUUGUGUCUAACUGAUUGGUGACAUCCCUGUGCUGCAUUGUCACAAGCACAUAUGUCUGGACAGCAAACGUGGAAAGGAUCAUGAAGGCUCAAGCGCUGAGAGACAACUCAACAAUGGGUUACAUGGCAGCGAAGAAGCACCUGGAGACAAACCCUGACCAUUCCAUCACUGAGACCUUGAGGCAAAAGGCAGAGGCUGACAAGAAUGCCAAGUCUGUGAAGGAUCUGGUCAUCCUGCUGUACGAGACGGCUCUCCUGUCUUCUGGCUUCGGUCUGGGGAUGGAUCCCCAGACAGAUGCUAACAGGAUCUGUAGGAUGAUCAAACUUGGUCUUGAUAUUGAUGAAGAUGAGCCCACUGCUGAUGACAGCGGUGCUGCUGUAACUGAGGAGAUGCCGCCCCUCGAAGGAGACAGUGACACGUCCUGCAUGGAAGAAGUAGACUGAGCUCUGCCUGAGGAUUACAUGGCUGCGUGUUCAACACUCGUGUUUUCAUUUCUUCUGAUAAUAUGUUUUCAAGUACUUCUUUAUUUUUGUUAACAUUUAAAAAC
This is a messenger RNA of Kogia breviceps (pygmy sperm whale), 2318 nucleotides long. The record is from RefSeq and is a predicted model, not a curated record. Lineage: Eukaryota; Metazoa; Chordata; Mammalia; Artiodactyla; Physeteridae.